Brenthis ino (lesser marbled fritillary) is the source of this 387-nucleotide messenger RNA. The record is from the annotation of a GenBank genome assembly. NCBI's taxonomy places the organism in Eukaryota, Metazoa, Arthropoda, Insecta, Lepidoptera, Nymphalidae.
AUGAAAGUGUACAAAGUCGGCGACAUCGUUGACAUUAGGGGAAAUGGUGCAGUCCAAAAGGGUAUGCCACACAAAGUUUACCACGGCAAAACCGGCCGUGUAUACAACGUAACUGCUCACGCUCUCGGAGUCAUUGUCAACAAGAGAGUCCGAGGCAGAAUCAUCCCCAAGAGAAUUAACAUCCGCAUUGAACACGUCAAGCACUCCAAAUGCAGAGAGGAUUUCCUUAAACGUGUAAAGGAAAACGAAAGGCUCCUGAAAGAAGCUAAGGAAGCUGGCAAAGUUGUAAACCUAAAGAGACAGCCACAGCCACCAAGGGCAGCCCAUAUUGUCAAGGGUGUUGAGAAGCCCGUCUUACUUGCACCCAUCCCAUAUGAGUUUGUAGCC